CAGAAACAAUUCUUGUAUGUUUUUUCCCUGGUUAUAUCUAACAAAAAGUUACUACCUCUGCCUACAAAUCUUACUUCACCUAAUCCUUAGAUCAUCACGGUCACCGCAUGACUACUUGAAAAUGCCAGUGAGGAAUGGGAAAGGGGAGAAUUAUUCGUCACAAUUUGUUCAGACUUCUUAAAUUCUUCGGCCAGACCACGAGCCUCAGCUGAAGCUGAGCAGGUGUAUGUACGGGGCGCGUUGCAUUGCCUCUAGCACAAAGUAUUCCUGCAGGGCUUAGAGCUGUAGGGUUGCGCUGUCGCUCUUUGUCGCUGGUAACGGUACAAUCAGGAGCGGCCCUGGCUGUGAGGAGCGGCAGCCGCGGGCCGCCUCCUCCCCGCCCCGGCAGCGAAACUCCGGGCAGGGAGCCCGGCUCCGGGGCUCCGGCCGCGGCCCGGUGCCGGCUGGAGGCCGGUUGGAGGCCGGCGGGGCGGGCCGUCUGCCGGAAGCACCGGCGGCGGCGGCGGAUGGAGGCCGAGCGGCAGCGGGCGGCGGCGCCGCGCCGGGCGGGGGUGCCGAGGAUGGGCCGCCGGGCACGCCAGGACCUCCUUCAGGACGAGAAUGUCGGCAGGAAGAACUCCUCUUCUGCGUCUGCCGGAGAGGAUCCACCACCCAAACCCCCACGCCGGCAAGGAGGCUGGGCAGAUGAUCCUGUACUGGCACCUACCAAGUCAGGAAAAAAGCGUGCGGAAGAAGUAGAAGACCAUCGUCUCAGACAGCAGAGCCUGGAGGUAUCAAGUGAUGGAGGAGACAUUCCUGUGAUCCCUGACUUGGAGGAAGUCCAGGAGGAAGAUCUGGCCAUGCAAGUGGCAGCUCCCCCCAGUGUGCAGGUGAACCGAGUGAUGACCUACCAUGACCUGGACAAAGAUCUUAUGAAGUUUGCUGCCUUUCAGACUCUGGAUGGCGAGGUUGACCUGAAGCUUCUCACCAAAGUUUUGGCUCCAGAACAUGAACUACGAGAGGAUGAUGUCAGCUGGGAUUGGGACCAUCUCUUCACAGAGGUAUCCUCAGAGCUAGUGACUGAGUGGGAGCUGGGACAGUCUGAGAGAGAGGACCACCUCAGUCUGCCCUAGAGCAUUGGCACACCAGACAUCUCCUCAUACACACAUUCACUCUUGUUUGGUAGGUCGAAUGGAGCGCUGCAUUCUUAUUCUUGCACCGAGAGAGGACAGCUCAGUACUCUGCAACAUUUCAGAUCAAAGCUGAUAGGCCAAAAAAAAUCUACCAGCAAGAGAGAAGCGACUGGGUCCCAGUCUGGGGCCACCAAAAUAGAAGGAUCAUCUGUCUCAAGGAGAUGCUAAGUUUGGUAAAAUCAAGAAAUCUCCCCUCUAACUAGAAAAUUAGGUGAGAAAGAUGCUUUGGGUCCAGUGUGUGGAUGAUAGUCCUGAAAUCUUUCUACGAGCAGAGAAAUCUGUUUUGGUAUUUAUAGAAACUUCCCAGCUGGGCCAGUGUCUCUUUUUCUCUGACACCCAUGGCCUGUGGCCAAAGAGAAUUUAGGAUUCUUCCUACAUUCCUGGAAAACAAAACAAAACAAACAAACAAAAACCAAAACACUAAGCUUAGGAAACUAAAGUAGCUUAGUAAAUUAGACAAGCCCUACAAGCCUGUGUGAGAGGAAAAGAAUGGUAAAGAGAGGGAGAAAUGGGAUGUAGAUUUGUGCAGUUCCUAUCUCAAGGAUAACAGAGAAAGCAGAGUCUCUCUCCUCUCAGUUAAAUGACAGACCAUCGAGUGUGAGCUCUCUCCCUUCUACUUGAGCUGAGGCACUAGUCCACACUGAUCCUCUAAGCUGCUCGCCUGGUUUCACCAUAUUCAGUGCAAAUCAGCCACUUUUCAGUGAGCACAAAAGCUGAGAGGAUGCCCAGGCCAGAGUCACAAGAGUGGGUGAACUACGAAUCCAACUCUCUGGCUGUCCAGCCUGAGACUGGGUCUGUGACACGUGGCAUAUUGUUUGUGGAGUUUUCUUUAGGGACUUGGCGAGGUGGCAUUGCUGGCCACUCAGAGCAUUAAGAGUGGAAAGCUAAGCAGCAUUUAGGACGGCAGCCACUGAUGUAGGCUGCACAAAUGCUCCAGGCAGGAGUCAUGCCAAGCCCAUUGCUCCUCCAGCAGCCGUGUGCAGCACCAACCAUCCUGCCUCUCUCACCUUCUGCCUCCGAGAGCUGCUCUGAGCUUCCUGGGUGGGCAGAACACCCCUGUGGGGCUGCUGCCCCAGGAGGGAGGGAGGAGAAGUGUAGCUGGGCUGUGCAGCGGUGCUCAGCCCCUUGGAGGCCAUGUGGGCGCCUCAGGAAUCAAGAGGAAGAGGAAAGCACCCUUUGAAGCAAGAGCAGGAGGGAUACGGGACCCCCAGAGAUCUUCCUGGUGAGAGGUAGGAGGGUGAGAGGGCGUGGGGAGGGCCAUCUGAGGCGGGGGGUGAGCAGGGGGGGCCUGGAGCAAAGGUAGAGGCAAGAGGAGUAAGGAGGGUGGGUGACUGGGAACACAGUUUGUGUAACGUUUGGAGGGGUGUGAGGGCAGAGCAGGUGCUGAUGAAGAGGCGGGAGAGAACAGAGCACAAGAGAAGCGUAGUGGGAUUUAAUGAGCCCUUUGCUGAUGAGCUGUGGUGACUUCGUGCUGGAGGAGCUGCUCUAAAGCUGCACAAAAUCUCCCAGAGGCGUGUGCCUGGGGCAGAGUCCUGUCAGCCUCCCCCUGCCUCAGGGCCUCGGGGUGGGAGGGAGACAAGAGUGCGUGGGCCAGGCUGUGCCCAGGCUGGGACCUUGGGAGCCCAACACAUACCUGGGCAGAGUUUGAGAGCGGGGCCUGAAAAAAACCACAGCCUCAUCUGUUUUAAGGGAAAAUGAGUGGCUUUGAUCAUUUAGUCUGACCUGCUAUAAUACAGGCCAUGGCAGAGUCCAGUGAGAUGUGGCCGAGCUUUGCCUGCCUUUUAGAAAGACAGGCAGUAUAGUUGAAAGUCUUCCCUGGUUCGUUAUUCCAGCAGGUAACUGCCCUUGUGAUUGAAAAUCUGCUUUAUUUCUAGACUCAGUUUUUGUUUCAUCUUCUGUUCCCUGAGUCUGAUUGUGCUUUCACCUUCCCAGUUAAACCAUGCUGUCAGGUGUUUCCUACUUGCUCAAGUAUUUAUGUGCACCGUGAUCAAGUUGUCUCUUUAAUUUCCUUCAAUAAACUUAAUAGACUGAG
Messenger RNA from Cygnus atratus (black swan), 3204 nucleotides. It is a transcript of the gene IFT43, whose product is annotated as intraflagellar transport 43. Gene Ontology annotation, biological process: intraciliary retrograde transport. The record is from RefSeq and is a predicted model, not a curated record. NCBI's taxonomy places the organism in Eukaryota, Metazoa, Chordata, Aves, Anseriformes, Anatidae. Gene Ontology annotation, cellular component: cilium; intraciliary transport particle A. The transcript has 10 exons. Bases 507 to 1112 code for a protein of 201 amino acids.